AUGACGCCGGCUUUGUCACGUGACCGCCGACGGGAGUCCCCGCCCCCUCGGUCAUGCUUGUGCCGGAGCUCCGCUGUGCUCCGGCAGCCCGGCGCGUCCGUUGCACUGACAGGCAGCUUUCUCUCACGGUCCGAGCUCCGUCACAUCGCCUUCGACAUGAAGCGCCCUUUGCUGGCGGCUUUCUCGGCGGCCGCUGCUUGCUUGCUGGGUUUCGUGGCGAGUCAGACCACCGUCAGUCCAGCUGUGACAAACACCACAGCCGGUGAGAAUGCGACGGUGACCCUUCUGCCCAGCGCCGUGCCCUUGGACUGCUCCACCGUCAACACGUCCGCCUGCGCCGCCUGCGCCUCUGGCUCCUACGCCGAUAACGACACGCUGCAGUGUUCCUGCUGCUCGGACCCAGGGCUCUGCGUGACUCAGGGGGCGUGUCUGCUGUGUGCCAAAGGCCAGUUCCAGCCCCUCGCUGGACAGACCCGCUGUGUGCCCUGUGCAAGGGGCUCUUUCAGCAACGUCACGGGCAGCCUCGUGUGCCAGGUCUGCCCUCCCGGUUCCUACAGCAACCAGAGCGGCUCCGAUUCCUGCACCAGCUGCUCCCCAGGUUUCUACGCCUCGCAGAGGAACGCCUCGUCAUGUGAUCCCUGUUCACUGGGAACAUUCUGCAAUUCCUCCAGAUGUGCCCAGUGCCCGGUGUGCCCCCCCGGAAUGGAGUCCCUGCACAUCGCCGCCAAGGAAUGCACACUCUGUCGCCCAGGUAUGCAUAAGGGGCCGGACCAGGGCUUGUGUCAGAUCUGCAAAAGUGGCUACUUCCAGAUCCGCUGGGGACAGGAGAUCUGUGAAAUCUGCCCCGAGAACAACUACUGCCCUAGCCCGGACCUGAACCCGAUCCAGUGCCCCAGUGACGCCUUCUGCCCUCAGGGCAGCACAGCCCCUGGCUACUGCAUGGAGACCUUCUUUCGGAAAUCAGGGGACACGUGCCAGCUAGCGCCAGUCACCAUUGCCCUUCUGGUCGUAGCAGGGGGCAUGGUCCUCCUCUGCGCCAUCCUGCUGGGGAUACGGAGGAGACGGCGCGCCGACGGGGAGCUGAGCGUGUCGCGGGCCCCGCUGCUGCGUAAGGAGCGCUCCUCCAGUCGCUUCUACGGUGCCGAGCCGGUGUAUGCCGGCUGGUGAUGCCCCGCCCCCUCUUGCUGGAUGUAGAGGGGGCGGCCCCUCACCGAGACCGCUUGGGGCAGGGGAACCCAGACUGUUUCUGCUCAGUCUCCUGUGGCAUCAGGUGUAGUGAGAGGUGAGCAUCAGCAGGCCUACAGGACCAGUUGGAGGAACAGCUCAGUGCUGCCCCCUGUGGGUGCUGGCUUGUUCCUGCUCUCCACUUGUAUUACUCUAUGCAUUCUUGGCCACCUGAUAUGGACCUUUCUGUUGUAUAUGUAAUCUUAUUCAACAUUUUAAUGUAAAUUGACUUUACUUCGUUGUGUUUGUUGAGGUGUUGUGCAGUUUUUGGUACAAGUGGCCCAGUCAGGGGAAUUUUGUUUACUUAAGGAAGCUGUAAAGUUAUAAAGUUUUAUGUUGUACAUGUUGCACUGAUUGUCAAGGUAAACCUUGCUAUUGAUGGUACACAAAUAUGGAAGAACAGUUACUUUGGAUGAGCUUGGACAGUUGGGUCUGAAUUUUAGUCCUGUCCUUUUCUCUGUGCCAUAACCCAAUUUCACUUGCCACAUUUGUGGUCAGGUCUUUUAUAAGUUGUGAAGAUGUUGUUUAUUAAGCUAAAUUUGAGUACAAAUCCAGCCAUCCUGUUUGGUGAAAGUUUUCUUGCAGUAUUUUUGUGUGAAUGUUCAUCACAUGUAUAAAUCAAAGCACCAUGCUUUUGUAAAAGCAAUGACUUUGGUACAAGAUUGUCAGAUGUUUCUUAGUACAAAAAAAAUGUGAGCUGUAAGUAAAUUAAAAAUCACGAAUUAAAAUAA
This is a messenger RNA of Paramormyrops kingsleyae, 1955 nucleotides long. RefSeq lists its product as uncharacterized. The record is from RefSeq and is a predicted model, not a curated record. NCBI's taxonomy places the organism in Eukaryota, Metazoa, Chordata, Actinopteri, Osteoglossiformes, Mormyridae.